This is a messenger RNA of Zonotrichia albicollis (white-throated sparrow), 637 nucleotides long. The record is from RefSeq and is a predicted model, not a curated record. NCBI's taxonomy places the organism in Eukaryota, Metazoa, Chordata, Aves, Passeriformes, Passerellidae.
UCCCCAGGCUGUCCCCAGGAUGUGGUGGCCCGUGCUGCUGGCCCUGCUGGUCCCUGCGGCUCCGGCCCAGCUGCACCCAGAGCAGGAACUGGACGCGCAGUGGGAGCUGUGGAAAAAAACCCACCGCAAGCAAUACAACGGCCAGGCGGACGAGGUGACGCGGAGGCUGAUUUGGGAGAAGAACCUCAAAUACAUCAACACCCACAACCUGGAGCACUCCCUGGGCCUCCACACCUUCGAGCUGGCCAUGAACCACCUGGGUGACAUGACCAGCGAGGAGGUGGUGAGGACAAUGACAGGGCUGAAGGUGCCCCGAGGUCACCAACGCCACAACGAGACCCUCUUUGUCCCUGACUGGAGUGAGAGAGCCCCAGCUGCCAUGGACUGGCGUAAGAAAGGCUACGUGACCCCUGUGAAGAACCAGGGCCAGUGUGGCUCGUGCUGGGCUUUCAGCUCGGUGGGUGCCCUGGAGGGGCAGCUGAAGAGGAAAACAGGCAAGCUGCUGUCCCUCAGCCCCCAGAACCUGGUGGACUGCGUGGCCAACAACGAUGGCUGCGGCGGCGGCUACAUGACCAACGCCUUCGAGUACGUCCGCCAGAACCGCGGCAUCGACUCCGAGGACUCCUACCCCUACAUC